Molecule: messenger RNA, 1769 nt
Organism: Fragaria vesca subsp. vesca
Lineage: Eukaryota; Viridiplantae; Streptophyta; Magnoliopsida; Rosales; Rosaceae
Product: pentatricopeptide repeat-containing protein At5g18475-like
Molecular function (GO): protein binding
Source: RefSeq, a predicted model, not a curated record
AUGGCGAGAAGACUCCUCCUCAAAACACUUGCUUCUCGAGCUCUCUUGCCAAUCCCAGACCGCUCCGACCGUCGGCGACCCACUUCAGCCGCUGAGCUCUUUCUGGAUCCUCAUCCUCUUCAGAUUGCAGGGCCGGGCCCUAGUAAAACAGUUGUAGUUUUCAUGAAUCUAAGGAGAGUUCAUUUUAGCUGGCGUCGUUGGUUUGCUUCCUCUCCUUCGACAAUCUCAUCAUCAGUUUCAUGGAUCUCUCCUCUUAAGUUAUCAAAACUCAAUGCUCACCAACCAGAUCCCCCUCCUGAUACACGGACAGAAGCUAGGAGGAAAUCGAAAUAUAUUUCUCACAAUGCUGCCAUCAACUUAAUCAAACGUGAGAGAGAUCCACAACAUGCGUUGGAAAUUUUUAACAUGGUCUCGGAGCAAAAGGGUUUCAACCACAACAAUGCCACCUAUGCAACUAUCCUCAAUAAGCUUUCUCAGUCCAAGAAGUUCAAGGCUGUUGAUGCAGUUCUCUAUCAAAUGAAGUAUGAUACCUGCAAAUUUCAUGAGGGUAUAUUCCUUAAUCUCAUGAAGCAUUUUUCAAAAUUUUCUAUGCAUGAGAGAGUGCUUGAAAUGUUCCAUGCUAUCCAGCCAAUAGUUCGGGAAAAGCCUUCUCUCAAAUGCAUUAGUACUUGUCUAAAUCUGCUCAUUGAAGCGAAUCAGGUUGAUAUGGCCCAACAGUUUCUCAUGCAUUUGAAGAAGAGUCUUAACUUGAAGCUGAAUACAUGCAUUGCCAACAUCUUGGUUAAGCACUAUUGCAAAAAUGGGGAUCUUGAAUCUGCCUUUGAAGUUGUGAAGAAAAUGAAAAAGUCUAAGCUCUCCUAUCCUAAUUUGAUUACUUAUUCAACACUAAUUGAUGGUCUAUGUCAAAGUGGAAAACUGACAGAAGCAAUGGACAUGUUUGAUGAAAUGAUCUCGAAGGAGCAAAUAUUGCCUGAUGUCCUAACGUACAACAUUUUGAUGAAGGGGUUUUGCCGUGCUGGGAAAGUUGAUAGGGCGAGGAAGAUAUUGGAUUUUAUGAAGAGCAAAGGAUGCAACCCAAAUAUAUACAAUUACUCAACUCUGAUGAAUGGAUUCUGUAAGGAGGUAAGGUUGAAAGAGGCCCAGGAGCUUUUGGAUGAAAUGAAGAGCUUUGGUAUAAAACCAGAUACAGUUGUCUACACUACUUUAAUUGAUUGCCACUGUAGGACUGGUAGAGUUGAUGAAGCAAUAGAGUUGCUCAAAGAGAUGAAAGAAAGAAGGUGCAAAGCUGACACUGUGACUUUCAAUGUCAUACUUGGAGGAUUAUGUAGAGAAUGUAGAAUUGAGGAUGCUCUUAAGAUGCUGGACGAACUUCCUUACGAGGGUAUUUAUCUGAAUAAGGGAAGCUACAGAAUUGUGUUGAAUUCCCUGUAUCAGAAAGGUGACUUGAACAAAGCUAAGGAGUUGUUGAGAUUGAUGAUGGGCAGGGGUUUUGUACCACAUUAUGCAACUUCAAACGGGUUGCUAGUUAGCCUUUGUGAGGCUGGAAUGAUAGAUGAUGCAACUACGGCUUUGUUUGGAUUGGUGGAGAUGGGAUUCAAACCACUGCUUGAUUCCUGGGUUUUUGUUGAAUCAAUUUGCAGAGAAAGAAAGCUACUGCCUGCGUUUGAACUGCUCGAUGAAUUGGUUAAUGAAGAGUUUGGUUAACCCCAAUAUGGAUAUAAGAUGCUACAGAAACUUCAAAUCAUUGGCAUGCAAACCCACAGAUGAAA